AUGGGCAGAUCCAAGAAAGACAAACAUCGUCGUAGUCGGUCCUCUUCUUCCGAUGGCCAUGCCGUAAAUAAGAGGGCACUGCUAAAACGCAUCAAGUGCCUCGAAGAGGCCAUAAGCGCUAGAUCAGCACGAUCGCGCUCGCACAGUCGCCCGUCUAGCAGUAGACGCAGACCUCGCAGUCGCUCAUCUAGCAGUCGACGUCGCUCCCGUAGUCGCUCAGCGAGUAGACCUCACUCUCGUCUCCGCUCGGAGAUACGUUCUUACAGACACGCGCAGGUGUCUCCUACACAUAGUGAGCAAUCUGCACUAGUCCGCCCGGUGCUGACCGAGGCGCCACUUAGCAGAAGUCCCUCUCCACAGCUCCCGGGCUCUGGCCCGGGGGUGGGCCAGGUAGGCAACACCUCAAUCAACGAGGAGCCUUUGGUUAUCCAUAAUGACAUCACCUUACCAGAUGAAGUGAUGGGCAUUCUUGGCGAAGAUCCAUCCAAAGACCCUAGCGAUAGGUUCUCUUUACAUGAAGCGCUCGCUGCGAGAUGGCGUCACUUCCUGACGCACGAUAUGGUGAAGGAGGAUCGUUUGACGCUUCUGGGGAAAUAUCCUGUCCCUGACAAUCUUCCGGAGUUAGCAGCUCCAAAACUUAACCCAGAAUUACUCACCUUGAUUCCUCGACCUCAGAUGUCACGAGAGGCAGCACAAGCCGAAUACCAACAACAGUUGGGCCGCGGGCUGUCUGCACUAGGCCAAGGUAUGAACGUUCUGUUUGAGAACGUGGAAAAUCUCCCUGAAGCCGUUAAACAACCGUUGUUGAUUGCCCUAACUGACGCUGGUCGGAUUUUUACCCACCUGUUUCACCGUACAUCUAUGACGAGACGUACCUUACUUUGUCCGUUACUGAACACAAAAGUGGUCGAGCUUCUAAAAGAGUGCCCCCCUUCUGAGCUGCUUUUUGGCUCAGACCUGGGGGAAAAAAUUAAGCUGGCCAGAGGUUUGGACGCCGUGCGCAAGGACCUGCGCCCUGCACCCCCUUUCAGAGGUACCUCGAAGGUGAACCCAGACAACAGGAAAGGAGAGCGACAGCAGCAAUUACUGCCUACAUCUAGGCCGUUAAACAGGCAAAGCCCGGCCCGUCCCAAGAGGGGGACUGGUCCACAAAAAGGGCGAUCCUCGAACCGACACCACCAGUCACAUUCAACCUCCAAGAAGCUGUCGAAUUACAAGCGCCACUAA
Brassicogethes aeneus is the source of this 1227-nucleotide messenger RNA. Lineage: Eukaryota; Metazoa; Arthropoda; Insecta; Coleoptera; Nitidulidae. The record is from the annotation of a GenBank genome assembly.